UGAGUGAUCAGGUGAGAUAUUAUCUAAACACAUAGCACUUUUGGGUGCCAUGAAAAUUCCUCCAAAAAAGCCUCAUUUUUUCAAACCCCUUCAGCCAGGUUUCAAGAAUGGUCUUAAAAUUCCUAUAGGUUUCUUGAAGUAUCUAAAGGGAAAUGACCAGAUUGAACAUGCAAUACUGAGAAGGGAUGGUAACAAGUGGCCUAUGAAGGUGAAUGGCCAUCGAUUCGAAGUGGGUUGGGCUGAAUUUGUACAACAAUAUGAUUUGCAAUUGGGAGAUAUAUUGAUGUUUAGACAUGAAGGAAAUAUGGAAUUUGAAGUUUCCAUAUUUGAUUCAACUCAUUGUGACAGAGAAUAUGCAGAGUAUAUGCAGGAAGGAGGAGGAGGAGGAGGAGGUGCCCAUACAGAUGAUGCAACAGAAAGACCAAUGAUGCACAUGAUCAAAUCGUCAAAAAAGGCUUCUUCCCAUGUAAAAGCUGCUAGUCAUCACAAGUCUUUUGGUCAUUUUGAAUGCAUUAUUAGAGAAUAUAGCAUUCGCCAAGGCUAUUUGUACCUUCCUCGACUUUUCGCAAUUGCAAAUGGUCUCAUCAAUAAGAAGUGUGAUUUGAUUAUAAGAGAUGAAAGACAAAGGUUGUGGAAUUUAAAGAUAAGUUCUUCUAUAACUCAAACUUAUAUUAUUGGAUGUGGAUGGACCAAAUUCUUUGCUGAUAAUUGCUUAAGGAAAGGAGAUCGCAUAAUGUUUGAGGUCGUUACUAAUGGAGAGACACCAAUAUGGAAAUUUCAAGUUACUAAUCGCGAAGCUUCAUUGCAGAAGUUUCAAGGCAUGUUUAUUCUCAUCUAA
Solanum stenotomum is the source of this 838-nucleotide messenger RNA. RefSeq names its product B3 domain-containing protein REM9-like. The record is from RefSeq and is a predicted model, not a curated record. Lineage: Eukaryota; Viridiplantae; Streptophyta; Magnoliopsida; Solanales; Solanaceae. The transcript is spliced from 4 exons. Gene Ontology annotation, molecular function: DNA binding. The coding region runs from base 50 to 838 and encodes 262 amino acids.